CGGGUCUCGAGUACCCGGGGAGCGACCGCCGGGACAUUCGGAUCCCGGCGGAGAAUAUUCCAUGGCGACGUCGCUGCCGGCGCACGCGCUGGGAGACGUGUUGGAUUGGUGGGAGGAGGUGAACAACUCUACCCUGUGGCAGGACCGCAUCUUCCACGCCCUCGCCGCCCUCUUCGGACUUGUUUCCGCUGUCGCUCUCAUACAAUUGGUUAGAACCGAGUUCAGAGUGCCAGAGUUUGGUUGGACGAUACAGGUCUUUCAUUUCUUGAAUUUCCUGGUGAAUGGAGUCAGAUCACUUGUCUUCAUUUUUCUUCGGGGCGUCCAACAAAUAAAGCCUGAGAUCGCCCAACAUAUUCUUCUCGAUUUGCCUGAUCUUGCAUUCUUCACUACCUAUGCACUUUUGGUACUGUUUUGGGCUGAAAUAUAUUACCAUAUUUAUUUGAUAUCUACUGAUGGCCUUAUACCAUGUUUCUAUACAAUUAAUGCAAUGGUUUAUGCUAUCCAGGUUGCACUUUGGUUGCUCUUAUGGUGUAAGCCCAUCCAAGCGAUAGUUAUCCUAUCCAAGAUCUUCUUUGCAGGUGUUUCUUUGUUUGCUGCCAUUGGAUUUCUUUUAUAUGGAGGGAGGCUCUUCUUCAUGCUGAAACUCUUCCCUGUUGAAUCAAAAGGGCGACGGAAAAUGUUACAAGAGGUUGGCUAUGUUACCACUGUCUGUUUCUUAUGUUUCAUGUCACGAUGUAUUAUGGUGUGGUUCAAUGCCUUUGAUAAGGCUGCAGACAUUGAUGUUCUAAACCAUCCAAUUCUGAACUUCAUAUUCUACUUGCUUGCUGAAAUUAUUCCUUCAUCCCUAGUCCUUUUCAUUCUAAGAAAACUGCCACCUAAGCGGAAGAUUACUCAAUACCACCCACUCUACUGAUCCAGGAAUUAUGUGCCUUUAUCCAUUUUGAGUUCCCCGUAAGAAACAUAGAUUGUUUUGCAAAGUUAAUGUUCCAUCAUUCUAAUCUACAACAAGGGGUCCGGAAAAGCUGCAACUAUCAGGGUUUGUCAUGCGCUUGCAAUUUGCUCCUGAGAGGCUGUUGAUCAUUGGGAAUAUUAUCAAGGUCUGCAUAGAAUCUCAACUCUGUAGCAAUGAUCCAUUAAGUUUCAUUUCAUUGUGCAUACACAAUCUUGAACUCUGCUAAUAGUCUGUGGUUAAUAUAGUCUACUUCUACCUGUGAACUCAACUAUCUCAGAAUACUUAUGCAAGAUCCCUUAAUUAUCUCAGUAUUACUUUGCUUCAGUAUUGUUUAUUGUUGCAGAUGAUCAAAGCAAUACACAUGCAGAUAAUUCAUUGAGUUACCUUUGGUAAGUUUGCUAUCUUAGCUUCUCAUCUAAGUCAAAAUGCUUAUUUUGCAUGAAUGUGAAAGCAUGUAAUAUGUUUCACUUAUGAAUUAAAGAAAUCCAGUAAUUUGAUAUUUAUCUGACAAUGUUGUUAGUGUCUCUUGAAUUUUUAUCCACUCUGUAUACUCACCUAAGAAUCAGGUAUUCAUUGUGUGCAUAAAAUUCUUCUUUUCAGAUUUUAGUUUGAAAUCCCCAUAUGUGUCAAUUAUGUUGUCAUGCUACUGCAAAUAUAAUAUGGUGAGUGAGACGCAUGAUGUCAAACCGGAUUGGACACUGUGAUCAAACCGAUUUAUAUCGUCUGGUAUUUAGAACCCAUGAUCAAAAUUAUAGUGCAAUGAACAUUAUAAUAUAAAGAGAGAGUAUUCACAUACCGUCUGUAGUUGGAACAAAGUGCAGGAUUCAUCUGGAGAGCUGUUCGACCAGAGCUUGGGCAAAUCAAAUGUGCUCGAGGUAUGGCAUUUACAUCCCUCUACUCAAGUUGAAUGUUUGGUCAUGUAUCUCGUUUCAACUUCCACUCAACGUUGUCUGCUUUGCCCCUUUGGCGCUCUACAGUUGAGUUUUUUGCCAUUUCUGUGGUCCAUUUGACCUUGA
Messenger RNA from Musa acuminata subsp. malaccensis (wild Malaysian banana), 1968 nucleotides. NCBI's taxonomy places the organism in Eukaryota, Viridiplantae, Streptophyta, Magnoliopsida, Zingiberales, Musaceae. The record is from RefSeq and is a predicted model, not a curated record.